Orycteropus afer afer is the source of this 417-nucleotide messenger RNA. Lineage: Eukaryota; Metazoa; Chordata; Mammalia; Tubulidentata; Orycteropodidae. The record is from RefSeq and is a predicted model, not a curated record.
AUGGAGAAUCUGCAGGACGAUGAUGGUGACACUUACUGGCGCGCCAUAGAAAAGAACCUGAAGGACCUGCGGACCGACCUGGUGGGAGGAACUCUGGUGAUGCAGUAUCCAUACAGCAUGGGAGAGGAGGGCUACGUGAAAUUCUGGUGCCGUGGAGCUAGCUGGAACAACUGUGUCCACGUCAUUGAAACGGCCCAGGCAGGGUCCAUGGUGGUGCAGCUCAGACGAGUGACCCUCAGAGACAGCCCCCAAAAGCACUCAUUCUUUGUGACCAUGGAGAACUUGGAUGAGGAAGAUGCAGACAUUUACUGGUACUCCAUGGUCUCCACCGGCUUCCUGUUCCUGGUCUUCCUGAAGGCAGUCCUUGUCCUGAGCUUCUGCUCAGCCGCAGUCUGGUUGGUCUGGCUCCAGUGUUGA